Messenger RNA from Macadamia integrifolia, 5008 nucleotides. RefSeq names its product PX domain-containing protein EREL1-like. The record is from RefSeq and is a predicted model, not a curated record. Bases 1092 to 2684 code for a protein of 530 amino acids. NCBI's taxonomy places the organism in Eukaryota, Viridiplantae, Streptophyta, Magnoliopsida, Proteales, Proteaceae. The transcript has 10 exons. Gene Ontology annotation, molecular function: phosphatidylinositol binding. Gene Ontology annotation, biological process: protein transport.
AGUACAUACUGGGCCGGACAAACAAGAAGCCCAAAGCAUGGAGAAGCAGGAUCAGGCCAGCCCAGAUAUUGCCACUUCAGGCUGAAGUCCGACCUUGAUGAACGCAAAAAGCGUAAAGGAACUAUGGAAGUACCUCGCUUCAUCGAUGGUGUAAGACCGACGGCAAGGAAUGAAGACAGGUCGGUGAGGUUCUAUUCGCUUUGUCUCUUAAAAAAGCUACCUUCAGAAUUCCAAAGCGAGAGAGAUACGUAUUGUGGGAAAUUUGUGUUCUGAGUGGAACCAGGAGUCAAACAAGCAAGAAAAGACGAAUGCAGGUGGUGGGUUGAUAAGGGCACUCCGGCUCCGUCUAGCCACGUCUCCCAUUUUAUCUUCGUUGUAAAUCUGUUUCUCAGUUUGCCUUACACUCACACGCGCCCUUCUCCUCACCUUCGCAGUCGAUGACCCUCUUACCCACAUGUUGUCAGUCUAAGGACUGCCAACAAGAGAAUGAUAUUGUAUGUCGCCAUUCGUUUCUUCUUUCGCUUUUAAUCUUCUUCGUCUGUGUUUCGCCGAUCAAAUCGACGGUACCCUAGCUCUAAAUUUCGUUUUCAAUUGAGGGGACGCAGAGAGAAAUUGAGGAAGAGACCGAUCCAUUGACAGAGCGAUGCUGGGCCGGAGUCCUCCUAAGCACCGCCACGAUGGUAACUCGCCUCUGCCGCUGGGGAUGGAUUGGAGUCCCCCGCCUAAGAAAUGGAUCAUAUUGAAUCUCAUUUCAAUUGGAAAGCUUGAUGAUGAAGGGUAUGAGUCAUUGUGGCAAUGGGGGUAUAAAAGCUGAAAAAGAGCUCUCGUUGUGGAAAGAGGUAAAAAAUGUUGCUCUCUUUACUAGCUCAAAGCUCAGUUAUCCAAAGGUGAGGUGAACACUGUUUUAGAAGAUUCUCAAACUGAUUUGUGACAUCUAUGAUUUAGCCACAUGAGUAAGAAAUGUUUGGAGGCUUUGAUGAAGGGAAAUUCUUAUCCAAAUCUCAAAGGAUGGACGAGACACUGUUUGGCCACAUGACCCUCAUACGGGAUGGAGUUACUGUGUCAUAAUCCCCUCGUGGAUCCUCCUACCCAUGUCAAGAGAUUCAGAUCCUGUGGUGUUUUACAGGGUUCAAGUUGGUAUACAAUCACCAGAAGGGAUUACUACUACCCGAGCAAUACCGCAUAGAUUCAAUGAUUUCCUAAAACUAUUUACUGGACUUAAAAGGGAAUUUCCCAAGAAAAAUCUCCCCCCAGCCCCUCCAAAGGGUCUUCUGAGACUAAAAAGCCGGACACUUUUAGAAGAGCGAAGGUGUUUAUUGGAGGAGUGGAUGGGAAAGCUUCUGUCCGACAUUGAUACAUCUAGAAGUGUUCCAGUGGCAUCCUUUCUUGAGCUAGAAGCGGCUGCUAGGUCUUCAUUUUAUGAAGCAAAUCAGCGCGGUGGAGAAGCAAAUGCAUCUGGGAACACCAUGAUUUCUUCGCUUGAAGUUCAACCCAAUUCAGAUGUUUCUUUUCUCGCUGGUAGUUCAUCAAUCACAUCAGAUUAUGGGAGUGAUAAUGCUUAUGAGACAUCUGAACUUGGAACACCAAGGCAAGGAAGGGAUAAUAGCUCCGAAAUUGGUCCUGAAGAUCUACCAUUGGAUCAAGAAUUGGCCAGUUCUGUUGUAGCAUUUGUAAAUUUUGGCAUACCUAGUGAUAAUGGUCUUUCUGUGGGUGAUUCAAUUCUAGAGCAGCUGGAAGGAUUUCCUAGGCACAAAAUUCAUACCAGAAGAGAAAAAAGUGUUAUAAACCGGGAUACAUUUAAUGGAGAUGCUUCAAAGAUUGCAUUUCUUUCCAGAGAAAAGAUGGAGCUCUUAUCUGAACCUGAGCAUGGUAAAGUAGCCGGUCAUACUCGGAAGCUCUCAGCUGAGAGUGUUGGAAGUGACAUAAGUUCUGUAAGAGGUAGCGAAAUAUCAAAUUUUGGUGCUGCUACUUCAUAUGGUGAUGGAUCCCUUGACUUUCCUGGAGGAGCUGAAGGUCGAACUUCUGAAAUUCUUGGAACCAUAGACAUGCAGUAUCCAGAAAAUGUACAGAUAGUUCUUCAAUUGAAUCAGCGCAACAAAAUGAAUAGAGUCCUUACGACCAUGCAGCAGAGAUUAGCUACAGCAAAAACAGACAUGGAGGAUCUUAUUGUAAGACUAAACCAAGAAAUGGCUGUGAAAGAUUACCUUACAACAAAGGUCAGGGACUUGGAUGUGGAACUUGAAAGUACAAGAGAGAAAGCCAAAGAAAAUCUGCAGCAAGCCAUUUUAAUUGAAAGGGAAAGAUUUACCCAAAUGCAGUGGGAUAUGCUGGAACUUCAGAAGAAGUGUUUGGAGAUGGAGUCAGAGUUGAAGUCUGAACAGGAUGAAAAGGUUCGUACAGAGUCAACAAAAGUAUCUGCUGUUCAGGAGGAGUUGUUGAUGCAAGAGUUGGACUCAACUGGAGAACAGGUUCGAAAUUUGCAAAAACUUCAUAAAGAACUAGAGAUGAAAUCGAAAGCAGAUGUUAAAGUUCUCAUUAAGGAGGUUAAAUCUCUUAGAAGUUCUCAAUCGAAUCUAAAGCAGGAGCUGAGUCGAUCACUGAAGGAAAAAUCUGAGUUAGAGUUAUAUAUUGACGCUGCUGAAAAAAGUGAACAAUAUCAUAAUGUGCCAAAUCUAGGUGAUUGAAUCAGAUCAUGAUGAGUAAGGGUAACAAGACUGAAAACAUCCCAGACUACUCUUGCUUGUAUUUAUGCUAUGCAUUUGCAUGCCUAUGUCAUGCCUAUGUACUUGAAUGUGACGUAGCUUCUUGCAAGCUAUUAUACUAAAUCCUCUAAUAGCAAUCUAUUUUCUAUUUCUUUCACUUGUCUAUUUUUGGCUUUCCCAAAUUCAUAAGAUAAUUAUAUGGCUUUUAUACAAUUCUAAAUCUUCAUAUAGCUGUUGGAAAUCAGUUUCACUAUGAAAAAGGAUUGCAUUCCUGGUUCAUUAGAAAGGGAAUAAGAAAAGACUGCAUUGUAGAAGCAUUAUAAGAGGCAUUUCUUUGUGCUAAUAUACUUCAAUUAUCAUGAAAUUCGUAUGCUGUUCCUUGCAGUUUCAUGCCUAGUGUUCUUUAAUGGAUGGUGUUAAUAGUUUUCAUUUUUUUUGUUAUCCAUUUUACUUCUUUUUCCAGUUCUCUUUGGUUGCUUUUUGAUUUUGAUUUCAGAUUGAUUUCUUAAAAUAAGUCAAUGAAUACUGUUCUGGUCAAGAAAUAGAAAUUUUUUCAUUGCAUAAGAAAUCCAAUUUGGAGCUCUUGCCGGAAUCAGAGAUGCAUAGGAAGAAAGAUGAAAAUCUGAGCAGCCCGAGUAAACAAUUAUAGAGAUGAUCAUAUUCUAUUGAAGACCUGAUGAUUGCCACCUCCGAGGAACCUAAAGAAUAUCUAACCUGUAUUAGAAAUCAGGGCGACAGGUGAAGAAAUGACUUCAAAUUCUGCAAUUCCAUCCUUCAAUUGCUCCAGAACAAUCUCUGUGACAAGUAUGAGUAAUGAAACCAAGGUUCAAAAUAUCGGGUUUCGACCAGACUGAAAAUUCGGUCAAAAUUUUUGAAAUAUCUGAAAUUUUGAGGAAACCAAGGAAUUUUCGGAAAUUUUCUUGCAAUGAAGGGAACCUUGGUUUCAAUCCCUAAAUUGUGUUUUUUUUGUCUGAUUUUUUGUGUAUGCUCUAUUUUUGACACUUCUAACUUAUUCAAAGAAUUAGUUUCAUGAAAAAAAAAAAAAAAAAAAAAAAAACAAACCUAAAGUGAUACUUGUGGUGCUAACGCAAGUUUGCUGUUUUACAUUUAUUAAAACUGUACUACAUAUGUAAGUAACAAACUAAAAAUGGGAAAUACAUGAUUAAAAGUUUGAAACAAACAAAACAUAAUGUAGAUCCAAUACAAUAUUGUAGCCGCUCCUCUAAAUGCACCAAAUAUGAGUCCCAUGAUAUGUUUUCGGCCCAGUUGUUUUGGAAGCCUAUCACUGCCCAUCUAUAAGACUCAUUAUCAACAUCUCCUAGGUGUCCCAUCGUAGGGAAUGGCUCACUCAAAGUGAUAGGAUGUGGAGGUGGCACAUAUGGUUGGGAUGGAUACCCAGAGAUGCUGUCAACAAAAUAUGACCCACCACCUGAACUACCCUCCUGUCGAAAUGAACUAGAAGAUCCACCAUACUGUCCAAACCUACCACCAAAUCCAAAGGAACCAAUGCUCUCAAAGGAUGGUGCACCGACAUAUACACCAUACGAUGAAUAUCCAUAAUUCGAUGCAACUGAUCCGACACUCUCAAAGCCACUAUCACCAAGAUAUAUUGGGCUAGGGCUCGAGUCAAUAAUUCUAGUGCACGCCAAUGCCCAGAUCCUCGGUCUCAAACUCAUGGCUUCCAUUAUGCCAGACAAGAUGGAUAUUUCUAUGCUUUGGCCCAUCCUAGCUGUCUCAUCUUCAGGUCGGAACCUAUGGCGUGGUCCUUAAGUGUAGCCUCUCUGUUGUUUCGUGGCAUGGGUGAACCUAGUCUCCCUUGCCAAUUUGAUUGGUGAUGGCUGUGGCACUGAGUCCUGAUGCAUGCUAUCCUCCCGCAGGGCAGCUAAUCUAUCAUUGUCAUCAUACCCACCAUCACCAUCAUCAUCAUCAUCAUCAUCAUGGCCUUGGGUCGGGUCAAGGGUCCGAGUGGAAGACGAUGAAGGCGGCCAAUGCUCUUCUUCUUGAUUUCUAGCACCGGGGUGAGACUCAAAUGGACGGGAUGUCUCUGAGUGAACUUUGCCCUCUUCUGACAUAUAUUCAUCAAUGUUAACAUCCAUUUGUGAAGCAAUAUGACUACUAGGCUGACCACUAGGCUCACCUCGAUCUUUAACCCACUCAUAAAGGGGAUCUUCCUCAUCAUCAUCUAUUUGGAAGAUAUUGGCAAGAUUGAUUGGGCAGGUAUCAUUCUUUAUGCCAAGGCAUAUGUGCUUUUCUUUUAAUCUCAUAUUAUAAUGCACAUUCACAAGGUCUGACAUCCACUCAACACC